This is a messenger RNA of Taeniopygia guttata (zebra finch), 8311 nucleotides long. It is a transcript of the gene TUBGCP6, whose product is annotated as tubulin gamma complex component 6. Lineage: Eukaryota; Metazoa; Chordata; Aves; Passeriformes; Estrildidae. Gene Ontology annotation, cellular component: spindle pole; microtubule organizing center; gamma-tubulin complex. Gene Ontology annotation, biological process: microtubule nucleation; mitotic cell cycle; spindle assembly. The record is from RefSeq and is a predicted model, not a curated record. Gene Ontology annotation, molecular function: gamma-tubulin binding; microtubule minus-end binding.
CUGCCGGGCGCCGGGGCCGAGCGGCGGAGCGGAGCGCACCCGGGGCCCGGGGUACGCGGCCCCGCGGCCGGCGGGGCGCUCGCAUGCGUUGUCUGCCCGUCGGCUUAUUUAUCUCUCUUCAACGUCUCUCUGGGGUUUGUGAAAGACCAAUGAAGUUCUAAACCAAACAGACCCCUGCUGUGCGCAUGGUGUACGAAAUCCUGUUGUUCCUAUUUGUGCCUUUGUAGCUGAGGUUCUCCCCCGCGGCUGCUCGGCCUCGCCGCGCAGCAAUGGCUUCAGGAACAGCGCUGAUUUAUGAUGAGGAGAUGACCACUCACAAACUACUUUGGAGUGAUCCCAUUUGUGAUAUUGAAGUGCCAGAAAGACUUUCCUCCUCCUAUGAGCAGCUUAGAAGUUACCAUCUUGUGGAGAGGUGUGUCCCUGUGCCUGCCAGAGAAGGAAGCGAGGAGGAGAUCCUGUUGGUUCACAGUUUAGAGCACUUGGAAGUGGCAAAAAGCACUCAGACAAUGAAUGAAGAGGAGCUGAAAAGGGUCUCCAAAAAUUACGAUGCUUUUUUCUUUCAUCCGAGCACUUACCGCUGUGCCAGGCUAGCAGUAGGAGCAGCGUUGCAGCUGGUAGAUGCUGUGAUGGCAGGAAAAGUGCACAAUGGAAUGGCGUUAGUCAGACCUCCAGGUCACCACAGCCAGAGAAAUGCAGCUAACGGGUUUUGUUUGUUCAACAACGUUGCUAUUGCAGCAGAAUAUGCAAAACUGAAAUAUGGUCUGCAGAGAAUCCUAAUUGUUGACUGGGAUGUGCACCACGGGCAAGGAACUCAAUAUAUAUUUGAAGAAGAUCCAAGUGUUUUGUACUUUUCUUGGCAUCGCUAUGAACAUCAGGAGUUCUGGCCAUCACUCAGAGAAUCCGAUUACGAUGCUGUAGGUCUGGGAAAAGGAAAAGGUUUUAACGUAAAUUUGCCUUGGAAUAAGGUUGGGAUGGGAAAUUCAGAUUAUCUUGCUGCAUUUUUCCAUGUGUUGCUUCCAAUGGCUUUUGAGUUUGAUCCUGAACUGGUUAUUGUCUCCUCUGGAUACGAUUCUGGAAUUGGUGACCCUGAGGGUCAGAUGAAUGCCACUCCUGAGGUUUUUGCCCACCUUACCCAUUUCCUGAUGCAGUUAGCUAAUGGAAAGCUGUGUGUCAUCCUAGAGGGUGGAUACCACUUGAAAUCAUUGGGUGAAUCAGUGUGCAUGACUGUAAAAACUUUGCUUGGAGAUCCUGUACCUCAAAUAACUGGAGAAAUGGCACCUUGUCUAAGUGCUGUUGAAUCUAUUCAAAAUGUGAGAGCAGCUCAUAAACCCUACUGGAAAUGGUUGGCUUAUGAAGAUACAUCAUUUUUACAAAAUUUGAGCACUAAAUCACACUUACUAAAGAAGGCUAAUUCAAAUCCCUCCACAGAAGAUGAAUCUCAGAUAACUAACAACAACAACACUGUCAAAGUAGAAAGGUUUUUGGAAUUGCACAUGAAAAAUAUUCUACUUCCAAUGCCUCCCAUCAAAACAGCAGCAACUGGCUCUGAAGUUUCAGAACAUUUUUUUCCUGAGCAUGUUCAGCUGGUGAAGGAAAUGGACAAAACAGAAAUAAAAGCUCUUGUCAGUGGCUUUUAUGCAGACCUUGUGAAAGAGGAAACUUUGCUCUCUCUUGGCAGUAUGUUUGUGAUCCUAGAUAAAAUACUUAAGAAGGAGGUGUGUAAUGGAAUUGCAGCAUCACCCACAGCUGCUCUUUCUGCUGCUGUUGCACUAAGACAUUCUGUUCGUUUUGGACUUCAAAGAGUGCUUUGUGUAUUUGUUGGAGACAUGCAGAUGAUACCAAACACAGAAGAUGGAAAAAUGCUUGUCAUAAACAUCUGUGAGAAAGAACAGUCUAGAAAGACCAGCUGCAAACACUAUAUUUCUCUAAACUGGAAAGAGGAUGCUGAAGGAAAUGAUUUCUUUUCUGCUGUACUUGGAUUCAUUCUUCCUGUAGCAUAUAGUUAUCAACCAAACCUAACAGUAAUAGCUGUUGGACCAAACAGGAGCCUUGGAAUAAGUGGGAUUUCUCUGCUUGUUGCUUUACUACGAGGAUUAGCUGAGUCUCGAAUUUUUGCUGUGAUUGAGGACACAGAGAUAAGUUUAAUGCAGAGUAUAGCCAAAGCAUUAGUGGGUGCUUCUACACCUCCCUUUGGAAUUUAUGUACCUCCUACCCAAGAAAAAGUAAAUAAAAUAAAAGCAUUGAGGGACCAAUUUCAGCAGGAAUGGAAAAUGCUUCAGUGUUCAGGUCUUCCUUCCCAUGAAGUCAGACACCCAGACUGUACUUGCCAAAACCUGACGGUUUCAUUUGAAAUGGAGAGCAUUACACAGUUGUUCAAUGACUUGUGUGAAGCACACUUGACAGGUUUGCCAUGGAAGGUUCACUUAGGCAGGCAGAAGAUCAGCAAGAGAAGGGCUAAGCAAAAUUUGAAAAGGGUUGCUUAUAAUGCUCUGUUCAUGAACCUUUUUCAAGAUGAGGCUCGUAAGCUGCAAUCAAACGUUUCUAGACUCCCAGUGAAGAACAAAAUUUUGAUGCUGUCUUUCAACUUGAGAGUCGCUGGCCUAGGUGCUCAGGCGGAUAGACUGGAGAAUCUUGUGGAGGAACUGGAAACAGCUGAAUGCUUGCCAUUUACUGAAGUAAAUUCUGUCUUAGAUCUUUUAGUACAGCUUGCUGGAACAGGUCCUCCUCAGCUUGUACCACAAAAAAAGGACUAUUUUCUGAACAACAAAUAUGUUGGGAGGAAUGUCAAAUACCAGGGCUAUGAUUAUUAUGAUGUAAGUGUGUUUGAAGCUGACAUACAGUCUCUGAUAACAAAUGAAGAAUGUCAGUUCAACGACACAAUUCAACAGACGCUUCAGAUAAUGGAGGCUGCACCUGGCACCGGGCUGCCUGCCAUAGGGCUGUUCUCGCAGUGCUGUCCUGCUGGGGACAGGUUUGAGAAGGAAACACGUGUCUCACUCUUCGGUGCUCUUGUCCACAGCCGUACCUAUGAUAUGGACAUCAAGCUGGAUUUACCGCCAGUGCCUGACAAUGCAGAUUUGUCUGGACUUGCAAUUAAAGUUCCCCAAAGUAUAGACCAGUCAGAAGAUGAGGGAUUCCAGUCAGCAUCCAAUCUGACUCCUGAUUCUCAGUCAGAGCCAAGCAUAACUCCAGACAUAGACUUGUGGGAUGCAGUGCUUACAUAUGGACCCAGCAAACGAAGAUGCUGGGAAAGAAUUGGGUACCCACCUGGUAAAAAAGAGGAACCUUAUCUUACUGAAGCUGGGAGAGAAGCUUUUGACAAAUUUUAUAAACUUCGAGAAGGGGAUUUGCAACUGUUUACCAAUACUGUACUUCAGUUCCCUCAGCUUGUGCUAGUGAAAGAACCUGAACUAGUUAAGGAUGUCUUGAAUGUCCUUAUUGGUGUGGUAUCCACUACAUUUUCACUCAAUCAGGCAGCUCAGUCAUUUGUGAUAAAGGAGGGGGUGUAUGUAUCUGGAACAUCACCAGAGACAAUGCAUAACUUGCUCUCGGAAGUUGCAGAGUAUGGAACCUAUUACACACGGCUAAGUCGAUUUUCUCUUCAGCCUGUUUUGGAUUCCUCAUACAGCAAAGGGCUUGUAUUUCAGGCAUUCACAAGUGGACUGAGAAAGUAUCUUCAGUAUUAUCGAGCCUGUGUUUUGUCAACACCUCCUACUUUAAGUCUGCUAACAAUCAGCUUUCUAUUCAGAAAAUUAGGUCGUCAGCUGAGGUAUUUAGCUGAACUGUGUGGCAUAGGAACGACGGCACUGGGGAUCAGUGGUGGAACUGGUGCUUCAUUUCCUACGGGUGUUAAAUUGCUUUCAUAUCUGUACAAAGAGGCUCUCAACAACUGUAGUAAUGAGCAUUAUCCAGUUCUUCUGUCUUUGUUGAAGACAAGCUGUGAACCAUACACAAGAUUUAUCUAUGAUUGGGUAUACAGUGGUGUAUUCAGAGAUGUUUAUGGAGAAUUUAUGAUUCAGGUGAAUGAGGAUUAUCUUUGUUUCAGAGAUAAACAUUACUGGACUCACGGUUAUGUUUUGAUUUCAAAAGAAGUAGAAGACUGUGUUCCUGUAUUUCUUAAACAUAUUGCUAAUGAUGUAUACAUAUGUGGAAAAACUAUAAACUUGCUGAAGUUGUGCUGUCCUAGGCAUUAUAUAUGUUGGUCAGAUAUACCUGUUCCCCGGAUUUCAGUUAUUUUUUCGCUUGAAGAACUGAAAGAAAUAGAGAGAGAUUGUGCAGUGUACGUAGGUCGAAUGGAAAGAAUUGCUCGAUACAGUUCCAUAAGCAAGGAGGAAAAGGAUUUGCGCAUGGAAAUAGCCAAACAAGAAUUAAUUGUUCAUGCUCGGGAAACUGCUAGCAAAGUACUAAAAACCAUUAGUGACAAGCAAAUAUCAGAACGAAUGGCUUUGGAUGCAAAGAAACGGGAACAAUUUCAGAAGCUGAAAGAACAGUUUGCAAAGGACCAAGAGCGUCGUCUUGCGAUAAAGCAGGAGGAGAUUGAUGAUGAUUUCAGCUAUGCCCGAGAGCUCAGAGAGAGAGAAAAAAGACUGAAAGCUUUAGAAGAAGAACUGGAAAAAAAGGCAAGGCAGGAACUAAUUGACCAUUAUAGCAAACUUUCUGAUGAUGCAGCCCGUAGGGAACAAAGAACAUUAUGGAAAAUCCAGCGCCACAAGUUGGAAACAGCCCGUCUUAAGUUUCUGUUAGAAGAUCAAAAACGCACUGAGGAAAUGCUUGAAAAACUUCCAGAUGGAAACUACAGGAGAAAAUUAGAUAUUAUUCCUUAUAAACAGUGCCAGUUGGCUUUGGAUAAAAACCCUGUUGAGAAAGAUCCACCUUCACAAGUGUCUUUUGUGAAACCUCUUCCUUCUAAUGAGACAGUUGGCAGAAAAGAAUCUGAGCCUGAGCAGGGAUGUGCUGCUUCUGCUGACAAAGCACUGCCUGUGCCAGAGCCAGCAAAUAAUAGUGCUGAUGAGCAUUUUCAGCCUAAAGCAACAGAAUCUGAAAGCAAUCUCCAAAAUUCAGAGAAAGCAUGCACUUCUCUAUACAGUGCUGAGUCCUUGCCUGAAUCCAAUGUGAAUAUAGAAGAUUUCUUAUCAAAGUCACAAGAUGAACAGUCUGUUGCUGUUAGGAUGCAAGGAUCUUUGCUAGAUGAAGCAUUCCAAGAUAUUAACUCAGAUCUUUCUGAGACUUUGCAAGUGAGUGAAAGUCAGCCUGUCUUGAGAGAAGCACCAGAAGAAGACAAUGCACCAUUGCAUCAGCAAAGCGAGUAUGAUUUUAAUACAGUUCUCAGAGCAACUGCAGCUUGGCAGGGACACGUUAGAGUUGGGGAAAAUGUAUUUGAUGUGGAUGACAGAAGGUCUCGGUGGAAUAUUCAUGGACAUGCAUCUGAUGCCAACAUUAGAGUGGGAGAAUAUAUACCUCAAGUGGACACUUACCAGCCACAUUCAAGUCCUUAUGGGCAUUCUUCAGAUUCCCAUAUAAAAAGCGGCAGUUAUACUUCUGAAGUUGAGUCUAGGCGACCUCGAUGGAAUAUUCAUGGGCAUGUUUCUGAAGCUCAUAUUAAAAUUGGGGAAUAUACUUCAGAGACAGAGACCUCAAGGCCUAGGUGGAACAUCCAUGGUCAUGCCUCAGAAGCCAAUAUUAAGAUUGGAGAGUAUGUGUCAAAUGUAGCUCCUACGAGGCCUCGAUGGAGCAGCCAUGGUCACGCAUCUGAUGCCAACAUCAAGAUCGGUGAAAACGUGUCAGAGGUGGCCUCAGCCAGACCUCGUUGGAACAUCCAUGGGCACGCUUCACAGUCACACAUCAAAAUCGGAGAGCUGGUUUCAGAUACAGAGCCUUUGAAAUCCCGUUGGAGCCCGUUCGGACACGCAUCCCAGUCAAGCAUCCAAAUCGGGACGUGGGCCCCACUGACAGAAAAUGAUCCCAUACCUCAUCGUAAAACCAUUUCGGGUUCAUCAUCCGACUCCACAGUUCAGACACUUCUGUACAGUGAAGAGUUACCUCCUGCUGAAGGGAGCAGAAAGGAAGCAAAACCAUCACAAGUUAAGGAAGAGACUUUAUCACAGAUAUCUGACGGUGUUACAGACCUUCCUGAUACUAAUAUUAAAGAUGAUAAAAAGAAAAAUACAAUAGAAAAUAAACAAGAAGUAAUUGCAGAUGUUGUCAAGAAGGACCCUUCUUCAGAUUCCUUGCAGAGCUUACAGAGAGAAGAACCUGAAAAGGCCGUUUCACAAGAUACUGUGUCUCAAGAAACUUUAUCUUCUGAAGCUAAUGCUCCCACAACUAAGGAGAGAGAAGGCGAAGAGGAAGAUACAUGGACGAAAGAACAAGCUUAUUUGAAAGCCUUAUCUGAUCAGUAUUGUAUUGAAAAGUAUCAAGAUAGUUAUGAUUUGAUGUCAGAACCACCAGUUUCUCAUCUCUUGCAUCACGUGAUACCAAGAUCGUACACGUUUCCUGUGGAUCCUGCGGUGCAGUCUGCAACAGAUGAAACUGCUGUACAGCUGAGUGAGCUCUUGUCUCUGCCAGUGCUGAUGAAACGUUCUAUUACUGCUCCACUUGUAUCUCAUGUUUCUCUUGUGAACAAAGCAAUAGUUGAUUACUACUUUGUGGAGCUGAACGUAGAGAAGCAUUUUGAAGCAUUGAGACACUUUUUGUUAAUGGAAGAUGGGGAGUUUGCUCAGUCACUCAGUGACCUGUUGUUUGAGAAGCUUGGAUCAGGACAAACACCUGGUGAAUUGCUGAAUCCACUGGUUCUUAAUUCUAUCCUAAACAAAGCGCUACAGUACAGUCUUCAUGGUGACACCCAGCUUGCUUCCAAUCUUUCUUUUGCCCUCAAGUAUCUCCCAGAAAUGUUCAAGCCCAAUGCACCAGAUGCUCUGAGUUGCUUAGAGCUCAGGUACAAGGUUGACUGGCCUCUGAACAUUGUCAUUACUGAGAGCUGCAUGAAUAAAUACAACAAGAUUUUCUCCUUUUUGCUUCAGCUGAAGCACAUGGUGUGGACUCUCAAAGAUGUUUGGUUUCACUUAAAGCGCACUGCUUUAGUGAGUCGUGCAUCAAAUUCUGUUCAGUUUCGACAGCUCCAGCUGUAUAAACAUGAGAUGCAGCAUUUUGUGAAAGUAAUUCAAGGUUACAUUGCUAAUCAGAUUCUUCACGUUACAUGGUGUGAAUUUGGAAACAAACUGUCUUCUGUGGGCAACCUAGAAGAAAUUCACAGAACACAUGCUGAAUACCUCAACAAAGCAAUCUUCAGGGGUCUGCUGACAGAGAAGGCAGCCCCUGUGAUGAACAUCAUACAUAGCAUCUUCAGCCUUAUUCUGAAGUUCCGCAGCCAGCUCAUCUCUCAGUCAUGGAGCUUCGAUGCAGGGAAGCAAAUGGCUGUUCAUCCCAAUUUUGGUCUGAUGCAGCAGUCGUACAAUACCUUCAAGUAUUACUCCCAUUUCUUAUUCAAAGUGGUAACAAAGCUUGUAAAUAGAGGAUACCAACCACAUUUGGAGGACUUCCUGCUGCGAAUUAACUUUAAUAACUACUACAAGGAUAACUGAACUCUACAGAGUAAGGAUCACUGAUAACACAGUAAAACAGAAACUAUAUGUAUAUGCUUAUGAUUUAUAGAAGCUUAUGCAAAUGCCAUGCAGGAGGCAUUUUUCUUCAUAAAAUGAAGAGAAAUAAUCUGCUGUCUAAAAGCUUCAAGAGUAUAACCACCAUAUACAGAGUAUGAUGAUGCUUAAAAUCCACUAAACCUGCCAGUUGUUUGAUCUGCUAAAUAUCGAUACUGUCAUUAUUGCAGGGAUAGCAGAGCUGAGUGGCUGGUCUUUGCACAGGAGAGAGUGCACAACUGUAUAUCUGUGAAUGUGUAAAUGUAUUUUCAGUGGUGUGAAUUUCCUUCAGUGUAAAUACAUGUAUGUGAAAUAAAUUAACAGAUACUUUCUAAAGCUGUCGAGAGAUGGGUAUGAGUUACAAAUGUUCCCACAGAUAUUAGUACCUGUUAUUUGAUGUGGUUUAUUUUUGAACUGAUAUUAAUUGUUAAUCUAAAUGUAACUAAUUUCUUGAAGACUGUUAGUCACAGUGGAAGAGGACAUGAUGUGCCAAGGUGGUCUUUUAGGAGAUACAAUAUUUGACUAUUCAAGCACUUGGUGAUUGUUGGAACACUUGUGCCAAACUUAGUUUCUUACGUUUAAUUUAAACUAUGCAUCUUAUUUUGUAGUGAUUAUUUAAAACACUUAAAACAGAAAUUCAGCAUCAGUAAGGCAAAAUAAAGCUGUAAUUCCCAAUA